AGCGCGCUCGCGAGGAUGGGCAGGGGGCGGGGAGACACAGAGCCCGCUUCACGCGCAAACCUGGAGCGUGACAGUGUCUCGUGCACCCGCCGCUGGGUGGGCAGCUCCGCCCAGCGCCUGAGGUACAGCCUGCGCCGCUUACCGCUCCGCACACCGACUCGGAUAGGCCGUGUAGCCAGCCGCGCUGAGGAAGGCUGUGUUAUCAGAAUGAUCUUUAAAUUCUGUCCAGAGUGUGGCCAGAAGAUAGAAGCUACUUUUAAUUUUUGCCCAUCUUGUGGUUUCAAGAUUCCUAGAGAAGAGACUGAGGAAGAAGUGCAGCCUGUUUCUGUGCAGUCAACAGCAUCUCCAGCUCAGACUGUGCCCAAUGCAGAGGCACCCAAAACAAAGCGCACUCCUGUGAAAAUAAUCCACCCCAAAAGGGAGUUAGCUUCUCCAAAGAAAAAACGAGAACUGGAAACAAGCUUUCAAAGUUCUCCUACAAAACUUUCACCUGCGUCGAGAAAUGUCAAAGGAAAGCGCCAGAAAAUCAAUCCAUUGGAACCAAUUCCAGAACAAACCGUCCUGACUGAUCAGAACAGUAAGAAAUGGAAGCUUGUUGAGCUCCUCACUCCAAGUGACAGUGAAUCUGGAUUGCUUUAUUCAGCACAACAAGGGGCUGGUCAUUCACAACCAUGCAAAUAUGUUGUUAAAGUGGAUGCAAAGGAUGGCAGAAUUUUUAACGAACAAAACUUUCUCCAACGUGCUGCAAAGCAAAGUAAAGUGGACAAAUGGCUGAAGUCUCAUAUGAUGAAAUUUCUGGGAAUACCGACAUGUGUUGGCUUUGGAUUCCAUGAAAAUAUUUACAGGUUUCUUGUAUUCCCAAAUUUGGGUAACAGUCUACAUUCAAUUCUUGAUAAAACUAAGAAACCCUUGUCUGAUAAAGCAAUACUUCAACUAUCUUACCGAAUGAUUGAUGUGCUUGAGUAUAUUCAUACAAAUGAAUAUGUACAUGCUGAUAUCAAGCCAGAAAAUAUUUAUGUGAAUCCAAAUGAUCUAGAACAGGUAAACCUAGCAAGUGACCACAGUUGGAGGAAAAAGUUGCUGAGUGGGUACUUGAAAAUCAUCAAAGUAGGAAGUGUGUUAGUCAUGAAGCCAUUCAAAUCCACACAAAAUGAGUCGAAAAAAGAUGGAAUUUCAGAUUUUAACGCUGGAUCGUGCACAAGUUUCAUGAGAAAGCAUGACUUAGUAUUUCAGCACAGAACUAAAAUUGCACAAAAGUUGCCUGCUGAACUAGAAAAGAUUUUCUAGUUUCACCAGUUUAUAAACAGAAAUCAGCAGAAGGAAAACUACAAGUUAUCGUGCAUUGGAAAUAUGGAUGAAACGACAAGCCAGAGAAUCAAACAGUGAAGCAAAAAGGAGAAAAAAAACAGUAUUGGUGAGAACCAUUGGCCAUGAGAAAAGUAGAUUUACUUUAUUUCAGUCUUGUAUGGCUGAUGGCAGUAAGUUAAAACCAAUGUCUGUUUUUGAGAGAAAUUUUGUCAAAGAAAAUGUCACCCAUGUGCAUCCACAAGGCUGGAUGAAUGUAGAAAAUGGAUGAAGGAAUUUUGGAAUUUAUGACCUGGUGGACUAUGCACAGAAAAGAUUUUGCUCAUAUGGGGCCAGUUUAGAUCACAUCUAAUGAAUGUUGUUGAUAACAUCUGAUCGCAUAACGUUGAAGAUAACAUUCUCGGCGGAGUUACUAGUGUUUUGCAACCAAUAGAUAUUGGUAUCAAUAAGCCAUUUAAGGACAUGAUGAGAAAGAAGUGGAAUAACUGGAUGCAUGAUGGAGAAAAAAAACAUACGCAAAAGGAGGCAGUUUGCGGAUUCUAUCACUACCACUGAUCUUUACAUUGUUGAUUCAUGGAAGGAAAUUAAAGCUGACCAUUUUCAAAUCAUUGAAGAAAUGUGAAAUUUGGAAUGCAUUGAACAGUACAGAGGCCAAUCAUCUAUGGGAUGAUUAUACAUGAAGAAGAAGAGAAUGCUGUGCUACCGUUAACUAUGGACAACAAGGAUGUAGAGGAUCCUGAUGAUUAUGAAGCUUUAUUCGGUAUUGUAGAUGUUAAACAGUGAUUUUGCACGAUUUUAAUGAACGUUUUUGUAUUUGACAUGUUUUAAGAUGUAACAUGU
Molecule: messenger RNA, 2145 nt
Organism: Hemiscyllium ocellatum (epaulette shark)
Lineage: Eukaryota; Metazoa; Chordata; Chondrichthyes; Orectolobiformes; Hemiscylliidae
Gene: vrk3
Product: VRK serine/threonine kinase 3
Exons: 10
Coding region: 16-1287 (423 amino acids)
Biological process (GO): peptidyl-serine phosphorylation; signal transduction
Cellular component (GO): cytoplasm; nucleus
Molecular function (GO): ATP binding; protein serine/threonine kinase activity
Source: RefSeq, a predicted model, not a curated record